Equus quagga is the source of this 2304-nucleotide messenger RNA. Its product is annotated as guided entry of tail-anchored proteins factor 1-like. Gene Ontology annotation, biological process: tail-anchored membrane protein insertion into ER membrane. The record is from RefSeq and is a predicted model, not a curated record. Bases 78 to 602 code for a protein of 174 amino acids. The transcript is spliced from 5 exons. Lineage: Eukaryota; Metazoa; Chordata; Mammalia; Perissodactyla; Equidae.
CCGCCGGCGUGGUCCCCAUGGAGCUUUGGUAGCGGAGUCCCUGCGGUGGCUUAGCCGGCGCCGUGGGAGCGUCCGGGAUGAGCGCGGCCGAGGCCGACCGCUGGGCGUGGCUGCUGGUGCUCAGCUUCGUGUUUGGGUGCAAUGUCCUCAGGAUUCUCCUCCCGUCCUUUUCGUCUUUCAUGUCCAGGGUGCUGCAGAAGGAUGCAGAGCAGGAGUCACAGAUGAGGGCAGAGAUCCAGGAUAUGAAGCAAGAGCUCUCCACCGUCAACAUGAUGGACGAGUUCGCCAGAUAUGCCCGGCUGGAGAGAAGGAUCAACAAGAUGACGGAUAAGCUCAAAACUCAUGUGAAAGCACGGACAGCUCAGUUGGCCAAGAUAAAAUGGGUUAUAAGUGUUGCUUUCUACAUAUUACAAGCGGCCCUGAUGGUCUCGCUCAUUUGGAGGUAUUACUCUGUGCCUGUGGCUGUGGUGCCGAGCAAGUGGAUCACUCCGCUAGACCGUCUGGUAGCCUUCCCGACGAGAGUGGCAGGUGGUGUUGGGAUUACCUGCUGGAUUUUAGUCUGUAACAAAGUUGUGGCUAUCGUGCUUCACCCCUUCAGCUGAAAAAGACGACAAAUCCGACUGUGACACUUUUAAGAACGGAUUUUCACCUAGUAGGUUAAAAAUCUGAUUUAUACUGUUUUGUUUUAUUUUAAGAAACAAAAGCGCACAGGUUAGUUUUUUUGUCGAACGUGUUUUGUUCUUGGACUUUAUGUGAGGUUCUUCUAAGAAUCACAAUUUUCUACUCUCGUCAUUGAACCAGAAAGGUCAGUCUGUCCUGCGUGUGUAUGGGCCAGCAGAGUACCAGCUUUAGUAUAAGAAAUGUGUGACAUUUUCAGCGUCUCCAUGUUGUUACUUAUGAUUUGCACUCUUAGCUUAUUUUAAAGGUCACAUUGCCAACUAGAAAGUCAGAAUUUUCUCAUAAUUUAAGUAAUUUAAAGACCUCGUUGCUAUUUUUAAUCCAGAUUAGCUAUUUAAUACCACUACUAGAACUUAAAACUUUAUUUUUUAAUCUCAUGCGGUAGUACUUAAAGAAUAACACUAAUUGACCUUGUACUUUUUUCUUCCUCUGUUUAAAGUGUCAUUUGUUGGGCAAGCCUUUGCGUUGUGUUAUCUACUUAUUUGAAGCUGUUAAUUUUUCAUUACUGUGUUUUGUAAAUGUGUUCAUGAGACCACAGUGCAUUGUUUUGUGCUUGAAUUGUGUUUUGUAUUUAAAUCGUUUCAAAUGAAGUGUAUUUUAUAAGCAUUUAAUAUUUAUGCUCUGUAGAAUGAAACAAAGUUAAAAAACAAACUUGGGAGUCUGAUUAACUUAAUUUGAGUGGGUACAUGUUUGGCCCAUAGAGUAUAAUUCUGCUAAAUAUUUUUUAAAACACUUUUUUCUAAUUAAAUUUUUGCAAGUGCUUGUAUGACUUCCUUCUUUACAGCCUCUUAUUUGCUGUGACCAAUCUGUAACUGUGACAAGUGGCAGAGGGCUUUAACCAUUAACUAAGUGGGCCAUAGCAGCUUAAAGCUACAUUCCGUGAUUAGUUUUUAAAAGGUCAUAUUGGUAUUCUUGUGUUCCCUAAGGAUCUAACAAGUAGCUCAUUGUGAUUUCUGCUCAUUGUCCCAUGAAAGGACGCAGUGCUGUGCUGCUGUACUGUGUCAUCCCCAGAGUGGGUUUCAGGUUCCCCUCCUCAUUCUCACUGACCCAGCACCCAGCUGACCUAACUUUAAGAAAGGAUGCAAACAGGGAACACAGCCGUAUUUAUAACAGACAGCAUCAUGGAGGACUUGGACACGAGCUUCCAACAUCUCAGUUACCACACAGGGUGCAUUUUGGCCACAAAGGAUGAGAAGCCAGUCUGAGGAGGAGUUCAUAGCAGCACAAGGAAACUGCAGGGUCUGGGGUCCCUUAGAGGCCACAUGCCUAACGUCCAUUUCUAGUGAGCUGCGGGCAUACCUGGCAGGUUGUACAGUAGAGGAUCGGGCAGCCAGGUAUGGCCUGCCCAGGGACAUCCUUGGAUCACUAACCAGUAUGACGUCUCCCUGAUGAGACCCCUAUUUAUCUCCUAAGGAUGGAUUCUUUCACUGAUGACUGCAAGGAUUUUGACACAUCUCACUGAGGCUAGAGGAAAAGAUUUACAGUUCACUGCUGUUCAUUCUUUCCACGGACGUUAAUAGUUUGUGAAGAUUAAAGAGGGGAAAUUUAAAUGUUGUGUUUCACAUCACUGUGGUUUUUCAAAACUGUAUUUGUUUUUAAAUAAAUAAUAAACGUGGUACAGGCAUA